Nicotiana attenuata is the source of this 890-nucleotide messenger RNA. RefSeq names its product cytochrome b5, seed isoform. Bases 130 to 594 code for a protein of 154 amino acids. The transcript has 4 exons. Lineage: Eukaryota; Viridiplantae; Streptophyta; Magnoliopsida; Solanales; Solanaceae. Gene Ontology annotation, cellular component: intracellular membrane-bounded organelle; membrane. The record is from RefSeq and is a predicted model, not a curated record. Gene Ontology annotation, molecular function: heme binding.
UUUGACAUUUGAUGGCCCAACAUAAAGGUCUCACCAAACCUCUGCUUCCCUCUCUUUUUAUUAAACCCAACAACUUUUCUGCCGCUCCACUCACCUCGUUUCAAUUUUCUUAGAAAAAUUGUGUAAUAAAUGGGUGGUCAAUCUAAGGUCUUCACUUUAGCUGAGGUUUCUAAUCACAACAAUGCCAAGGAUUGUUGGCUUAUUAUCAGUGGCAAGGAUUUGAAGGUCGCGGGUGCACUUUUGCAGUCAACGAAAAUCUGCUUUGUAUAUAAGGUGUAUAAUGUGACGAAGUUCUUGGAAGACCACCCAGGCGGUGAUGACGUUUUAUUAUCUUCAACAGGAAAGGAUGCUACUGAUGAUUUUGAGGAUGUUGGUCACAGCAGUAGUGCUCGAGCAAUGUUGGACGAGUAUUAUGCAGGUGAUAUUGAUUCUUCAACCAUACCAACAAAUGUCAAGUACACUCCUCCAAAGCAGCCUCAUUACAACCAGGACAAAACAACAGAAUUCAUCGUCAAGCUCCUCCAAUUCUUGGUUCCUCUGAUUAUUCUAGGUGUUGCUUUUGGCGUUCACUUUUACACUAAACAGUCAGCUUGAAGAUUGAUUAUGGUGAUCUCAUAAUAAGAAUCCAAAUUAGCGCGACGUUAGAAGAGCAAAGAGGAAGGGAAGAAAGAGCUUUUACUUUGUUAACCAGGCAAAUUAUCUUGGUUAAGUUCUAUGAACAGUUAAGAUAUCUCUGGUUUCUGUGGUAGUGAGGAUGCCUUUGCUUUUCUUUGUUGCCAUUCAACUAGUCUCCUUUUUUAUUAUCCAAUUCUUGUGAACUUGGAUUCUUGGCUUUUGGUGUUUGCUUUUAUAAUCUUAUCACUUGAUAUACGUUGCCUUUUCCCAAAGUA